CUAAGGAGAUCACAGUUAUGUUUACUUCAAAGAUGUCUCCCCCCUCCUCCCCGCUAGCUCUUAGCUUUAGCUCACCGACAAAAUUUCCAAGAAUCUGAAGAACAUUCCAGCAAUAAUAAUAUUAUUCUGUGUACGAGCUUCCUAAAGCGUCCUCGGAAUGCAGCUGAAGCAUCUCAAGACACUUUUAACCCCGCAGGAGGGUGCUGCCAAAGUGACCUGCAUGUCCUGGGCACCGAACAACAACAAGUUUGCUGUUUGCACUGUGGACAGAGUGGUGCUGCUCUAUGAUGAGCAGGGAGAGAGGAGGGACAAGUUCUCCACCAAACCUCUGGAUGCCAAGUAUGGAAAGCAGAGCUACGUUGUGAAUGACAUGGCCUUCUCGCCGGAUUCCACCAAAAUUGCCAUCGGCCAAUCAGACAAUAUCAUCUUUGUCUACAGGAUUGGAGAGGAUUGGGGGGACAAGAAAGCCAUCUGCAACAAAUUUGUUCAGACGAGUGCUGUGACCUGUCUGCUUUGGCCUGCAGAGCAUGCUAUUGUCUACGGAUUAGUCGAUGGCAAGGUCCGGCUUGCCAAUAUUCAGACAAAUAAAUCCUCAACCAUCUACGCCACAGAGUCCUGUGUUAUCUCAUUAGCAUCAAAUGUCUCUGGUAAAGGGAUCCUGUCGGGCCACGCUAACGGGACAGUUGUGCGGUACUUCUUUGAUGAUGAAGGCUCAGGGGAGUCACAGGGUAAGCUUCUGACACACCCGUGCCCACCCUACGCUCUGGCCUGGGGUGCCAACAGCAUCGUGGUGGGCGGCUGCGACAAGAAGGUGGUGGCCUACGGCAGAGAAGGCCACAUCCUGCAGACCUUCGACUACAGCCGUGACCGAGCAGAGAGGGAGUUCACCGUGGCCGUCGCCAGCCCCAGCGGGCAGUCUGUGGUGUUUGGCAGCUUUGACCGGUUGCGGGUGUUUAAUUGGGCUCCGAGGAGAGGAGUGUGGGAUGAAGCCAAACCUAAAGAAAUUGCCAACCUCUACACCAUCACCAGCUUGGCCUGGAAGAAAGAUGGAUCACGCCUGUGCGCUGGAACGCUGUGCGGAGGAGUGGAGCUGUUUGACUGCUGCUUGCGAAGGACCAUCUAUAAGAACAAGUUUGAGAUAACCUACGUCGGCCUGAGCCAGGUGAUAGUGAGAAACCUCUCUACAGGAACUCGGGUUGUCCUGAAGUCCUACUACGGUUAUGAGGUAGAAGAAGUGAAGAUCAUGGGGAAAGAUCGCUACCUGGUGGCUCACACCUCAGAUACUCUUCUGCUGGGAGAUCUGCUGACAAAUAAAUUAAGUGAGGUGCCUUGGCCCGGCUCUGGGGGAAACGAGAAAUUCUUUUUUGAAAAUGAAACAGUGUGCAUGAUUUUUAAUGCUGGGGAGUUGAGCCUGGUGGAGUACAGCAGCAACGAGAUUCUGGGAUCAGUCCGGACGGAAUUUAUGAACCCCCACCUCAUCAGUGUCCGACUAAAUGAGAGGAAGCAGAGAGGAGUUGAAGACAACAAGAAGCUUGCUUAUCUGAUUGACAUAAAGACCAUCGCUGUUGUGGACUUGGCCGGAGGCUACAAUCUGGGAACCAUCAGCCAUGACUCCAAGAUUGACUGGCUGGAGCUCAAUGAAACCGGGCACAAACUGCUGUUCAGGGACAAGAAGCUGCGGCUCCAUCUGUACGACAUAGAGUCUGGCAUGAAGACCACAUUGCUGAGCUUCUGCUCUUACGUCCAGUGGGUGCCCGGCAGCGAUGUGGUGGUCGCCCAGAACCGGGGAAACCUCUGCAUCUGGUACAGCAUCGACAGCCCAGAGAGCAUCACUAUGUUCCCUAUCAAGGGAGACAUUGUGGAUCUAGAAAGAGCCGAUGGGAAGACCAAUGUGAUUGUGACAGAGGGCGUCAACACGGUGACAUACACACUGGACGAAGGCCUCAUUGAGUUUGGUACUGCUGUUGAUGACGGAGAUUAUGACAGAGCCAUAGCCUUCCUCGAGACUCUGGAGAUGUCACCAGAGACUGAAGCCAUGUGGAAGACACUCAGCAAGCUGGCUCUAGAGGCUCGCCAGCUGCACAUCGCAGAAAGGUGUUUUGCUGCGCUGGGUGACGUCUCAACCGUCCGUUUCCUGCACCAAACAAACCAGAUUGCAGACAGAGUUUCACAGGAAAUGGGAGAGGAUGGUGCAUCGUUUUAUCAAGUCCAAGCCCGUGUGGCCAUGCUGGAUAAGAACUUUAAACUGGCUGAGAUGCAUUACAUGGAACAGAACGCCAUUGAUGAAGCCAUAGAGAUGUACCAAGAGCUCCACAUGUGGGAUGACUGCAUUGCCGUAGCUGAAGCCAAGGGCUACCCAGAGCUCGACACCUUGCGCGGGAACUACUACCGCUGGUUGACUGAGACGGGUCAGGACGAGAAGGCUGGUGAGGUGAAGGAGAGCGAGGGAGACCUCCAGGGCGCCAUCAACCUCUACCUGAAAGCGGGACUGCCGGCUAAAGCUGCCCGCCUCGCCAUCAGCCAGCCGGAGAUCACGAAUAGCAGCCAGACCGUCGGUCGCAUCGCUGCCAGUCUCAUCAAGGGAGAGUUUUACGAGAGAGCAGGAGAUCUGUAUGAGAAGAUCAGUAACAACCAGAGAGCUCUGGAGUGCUACUGCAAAGGAGGCGCCUUCAGGAAAGCGGUGGAGCUGGCUCGACUUGCCUUCCCUGCUGAGGUGGUGAAACUGGAGGAGGCCUGGGGAGACUACCUCGUCCAGCAGAAACAGAUGGACGCUGCCAUCAACCACUUCAUUGAAGCAGGCUGUUCCCUUAAAGCAAUCGAGGCGGCCAUCGCAGCUCGCCAGUGGAAGAAAGCCGUCCACAUCCUGGAGUUACAGGAGGACCCGUUGGCAGCGAAAUACUACGUGAAGAUAGCUCAGUACUACGCCUCCAUGCAGGACUAUGAGGUGGCAGAGCAGCUGUUUGUGAAAGGAGGUCACAUUAAAGAUGCAAUAGACAUGUACACCACAGCAGGACACUGGGAGGAGGCUCACAAGCUGGCAGUGACGUGUAUGACAGAGGAGGAGGUUAUGGCUCUGUACAUCGACAAAGCUCAGGAGCUGGAAAGCGAAGGGAAGUUCAAGGAGGCUGAGAGGCUGUUUGCUACAGUAAAGAAGCCCGAACUCGCCAUCAGCAUGUACAACAAAAACCGGAUGUUUGAUGAUGUCAUUCGUUUGGUGGCCAAGCAUCACCCUGACAAGCUGACUCAGACCCAUCUCAGUCUAGCCAAGGAGUUGGAGGCAGAAUCGAGGUUCUCAGAGGCGGAGUACCACUUCAUGGAGGCUGAAGAGUGGAAAGCUGCUGUCCACAUGUACAGCGUCAACGAUAUGUGGGAGGAUGCGUACAGGGUGGUAAAGAGCCACGGAGGUGCUGGUGCGCAGAAGCAGGUGGCCUACCUGUGGGCCCAGAGUCUGGGUGGAGAGGCUGCCGUCAAGCUGCUCAACAAGUUUGGCCUGAUAGAGCAUGCCAUCGAGGCCGCUUCAAAUAAUUACUCAUUUGACUUUGCUUUUGACUUGGCCCGACUUGCAUGUAAGGAAAAGAUUCCUGAGAUCCACCUCAAGCAUGCCAUGUGCCUGGAAGAUAAGGGGAAGUUUCCUGAAGCUGAGGUUGAGUUCAUUAAAGCAGGAAAACCCAAAGAAGCUGUGGACAUGUACAUCCACAACAAGGACUGGGCCAGUGCACAGCGGGUGGCUGAAGCCCACGAUCCAGAGAGCAUGUCUGAGGUUCUGGUUGGCCAAGCCAAGUUCUGCUUUGAACAGAAAGAUUUCCAAAAGGCUGAAGCUUUCCUGCUCCGAGCACAGAGGCCCGAACUCGCUGUUAAAUACUACAAGGAUGCAGACAUGUGGAGCGAUGCCAUACGUAUCUGCAAAGAGUAUCUCCCCAACAAGCUCUCCAUUCUCCAAGAGGAGUACGAGAGGGAGACCUCCAGGAAAGGAAUCAGGGGUGUGGAGGGCCUCCUGGAGCAGGCCAGGGAGUGGGAGCAGUCAGGUGAACACGCCCGGGCUGUGGAGUAUUACCUGAAGGUGAAGGAUGACUCCAACACCACCCUGAUGGAGAAGUGCUGGAUGAGGGCGGCAGAGUUGUCCAUCAAGUUCCUGACAGCAGACCGAGCGGUGGAGGUGAUCCAGGUGGUCGGACCACGACUCGCACAGCUGCGGAGGUUCAACGCUGCUGCCGAGCUCUACUUAAACAUGGACCUCUUCAAAGAGGCAAUCGAUGUCUUUAUUGAGGGUGAGGAGUGGAACAAAGCCAAGAGAGUCGCCAAAGAGCUGGAGCCGAGGUAUGAGGACUACGUGGACCAGAAGUACAAAGAGCACCUUAAAAACCAAGGCCGAGUGGAGUCUCUGGUGGGAGUGGAUGUCAUGGCGGCUCUGGACAUCUACGCAGAACGAGGCCAGUGGGAGAAAUGCAUGGAGACAGCAUCCAGACAGAACUUUCAGAUCCUCCAUAAGUAUGUCGCUCUGUACGCCACACAUCUCAUCAAGGAGGAGAAAGCGCCAAAGGCUCUUCAGCUUUACGCACAGCAUGGAGUCCCACCAAACCCUCAGAACUUUAACAUCUAUAAGCGUCUGUUCCUGGACCUGAUUAACCUCCCUGACUCCGACGGGCCAGAGUCCUACCGCAUGUGGGCCGACCUCCGCGAUUUCCUGUUCCAACUGUGUGAGAACAUGUCCAAAUCAGCCGAGGCAAACAGUCCAGCUCAUGAAGAUUUUGAACAGAUGCUGCUAAUCGCUCACUGCUACGCCACGAGAUCCGCCGCUAAAGGAGUCGAGCAGCUGAUCAGCGUAGCAACCAAGCUGUCUGUGUCUCUGCUGCGUCACACUGAGCUCGUUCCUGCAGACAAGGCUUUCUACGAGGCGGGCCUGGCCUGCAAGGCUAUUGGCUGGGAAAACAUGGCCUUCAUCUUUCUUAACCACUUCUUGGAUCUGUGUGACGCCAUUGACGAGGGGACUCUGGACACUGUGGACCACACCGACUUCCUGGACACCGAUAUUCCCUUUGAGGUUCCAGUUCCCACCAAACUCUGCGUCACAGACAGCCAGCGGGAGCAGAUCCGUGACUGGGUGCUGAUGGUGUCCAUGGACCAUCGGCUCGAGCAGGUGCUGCCACGUGAUGAGAGGAACUCAUACGAAGCCUCACUGGUGGCCGCCAACACCGGCCUUCGCUCGCUGCCCUGUGUCCUCACUGGCUACCCCGUGCUGAGGAAUAAAAUCGAGUUCUCAGCUGCGGGCAAAGCAGCCAACAAGGAAGACUGGAACAAAUUCCUCAUGGCCACGAAGACCACUCACAGUCCAGAGUGUCAGGACGUCCUCAAGUUCAUCAGUCAGUGGUGCGGCAGCCUGCCGGCAUCUGGAUUCUCCUUCCACUGAUAGAAAUGACUUCCAGCUCUGUCCUGUAUCGUUUUACUCUGUUGCACACUUCUAUCUCUGCUGCAACAUUUAAAAGAGCUUCUUCUUCUUCCUCAUCUUUUCUCUACUCAUGCAGUUACUUCACCAGCUGCCAAAUCUUUUAUCUUCCCCACAAAUUCAUUGUUAUUUUUUCAACUUGAGGUCUGGAUUUUUUAUCGAUUUGAUCACAUUUAACCUUUUCCCUCUUGGUCAGAGGAGAAUCAAUAUCCCUUUAUUUCGGUUUAAAACAAUUAAUGAUUUUUUCCUCUUUAAAAGCACAAUCUGUGUAAUAUAUAUUAAACUGUACAUUUGUAUAAGGAUUAUAAAACUUACAAACAUGUACAUAAACAUGACUCUGAACCUGAGCAAUCCUUUGACAGUUCAAGAAAUACACUUAGUUAUGCUAAACAUGAGACUGCGGCUAGCAGCCUCUUAGCUUAGCAUAAAGACUGAAAAUGGGGAGGCAGCUAGUCUGACUCUAGUUUAACACUUCAUAUCUACUUUAUUGAAUCCACACACAGAAAUGCAGUAGUUGGAGCAGAUUUAGUUGUUUCCCCCAUACAGACAAGAGGCAGUAAGCAUAUUUCUAAUAACUACUCUUAAAAUUUUUACCACUGUUGGAGCAAAAGCACAAGAUAAAAAUCCAUAACUAUUUAUUACAAUUCAGGUUUAAAUAUUUCUGAAGCAACUUUAGAAAAACCAAUAAGCUCCAGCACCAAUAUUUUUUUAUUGCAGCAACUAACAGUGGAUAAAAAUAGACACAACAUGAGCUUCAGUUUGAAACCCAUAAAGCUCCGAUGCUCUGUUCAUACAGUGCUCUCGUUAAAAGCCUCAAAGCUCAGAAGAAAGCUAAAAUCUGUGGAAAAUAUCUGAUUUUCAGUAUCCGUGUUCGUCAAGCACAAGCCCUUUUUGUUCCUUAGUGAAAAGAAAGAAAAAAAGAUGCAAUCAUUUGCCAAAACAACUCUAGCUCUGUUUGGUUUUUAACCAAAUUUUAGUUAAAAGAAUAAAUUUGUUGGGCAUUGUUUUCAGCAGCAGAUUAAUCCUGGUUUGCUCCACUGAGGGCGACGCAGAAUUAAAGCAAAAUCAACAUCAGAGCUCUGAGGCACAGAAGGCAAAUGAUGCAUCAGGACGAGCCGAUGUUUUUUUUUUUUUUUUUUUCAGGAUGCUUCAUUUAUUUUAUCCUCCGACUGGUCACUUUAUCCCAAGACAUCAUCACCAUGGAAACACAUAUCAUCCAUCUCGUUGUUUCUGUCUAGAUUCUCAGUCCUCUCCUCUCUCUCGCUCAUCAUCACAAGGACUUUCUCUCAGGAUGGCAUUGCUGAAUUAAAGCCAAAGGUUUCCGUCUGUGAAGGCUUUCUUCUGCAGCAGCAAUUACAAUACUUAGUAACCUGACACUAUGACGCUACGGCAGCGGUUUAAUGUGUGCAGACUGAAAUGUGCUCUUUUCUCUGCGAAUGCGCUUCAGAGGCCGGUAAUGUUUGUCAAAGCUUUUACUGUGUGUUUGAUAUGGAAUGUAUUUUGUUUAAUAAAGUUGGAAUAUAAAAGUG
Messenger RNA from Archocentrus centrarchus (flier cichlid), 6972 nucleotides. It is a transcript of the gene ift172, whose product is annotated as intraflagellar transport 172. Bases 158 to 5407 code for a protein of 1749 amino acids. Gene Ontology annotation, molecular function: protein binding. The transcript is spliced from 48 exons. The record is from RefSeq and is a predicted model, not a curated record. Gene Ontology annotation, cellular component: axoneme; intraciliary transport particle B; ciliary basal body. Gene Ontology annotation, biological process: intraciliary transport. Lineage: Eukaryota; Metazoa; Chordata; Actinopteri; Cichliformes; Cichlidae.